GCCAACCGCGCACUUCAAAAGGGUGUCGGGGCUGCGCUCCCCUCCGGCGCCCCGGGAACUUCAAAGCGGCCGGAGCUGCCCUGGCGCCUCGCUCCGCUCUGGGCCUCGAGUCCCGGCGCGGCCGCCUGGUGGCCAUGACCCCGGCGCUCCGCCCCGCGCUCCGCCAGGCUCUCCUGCUGCUCACUGCGGCCGCUGAGCUCUCGGCAGGAUUGAAGUGUGUAUGCCUUUUGUGUGACUCUUCAAACUUUACCUGCCAAACAGAAGGAGCAUGUUGGGCAUCAGUCAUGCGAACCAAUGGAAAAGAACAGGUGAUUAAAUCCUGUGUCUCCCUCCCAGAAUUGAAUGCUCAAGUCUUUUGUCAUAGUUCCAACAAUGUUACCAAAACAGAAUGCUGCUUCACAGAUUUUUGCAACAAUAUAACACUGCACCUUCCAACAGCAUCACCAAAUGCCCCAAAACUUGGACCCAUGGAACUGGCUGUCAUUAUUACUGUGCCCAUUUGCCUCCUGUCCAUAGCUGCCAUGCUGACAAUAUGGGCAUGCCAGGGUCGACAGUGCACCUAUAGGAAGAAAAAGAGACCAAAUGUGGAGGAACCACUCUCCGAGAGCAAUCUGGUAAAUGCUGGAAAAACUCUUAAAGAUCUGAUUUAUGAUGUGACUGCCUCUGGAUCUGGCUCUGGUCUACCCCUGUUGGUUCAAAGAACAAUUGCAAGGACAAUUGUACUUCAGGAAAUAGUAGGAAAAGGUAGAUUUGGUGAGGUGUGGCAUGGAAGAUGGUGUGGGGAAGAUGUGGCUGUGAAAAUAUUCUCCUCCAGAGAUGAAAGGUCUUGGUUUCGUGAGGCAGAAAUUUAUCAGACGGUCAUGCUGCGACAUGAAAAUAUCCUUGGUUUCAUUGCUGCUGAUAACAAAGAUAACGGAACUUGGACUCAACUUUGGCUGGUGUCUGAAUAUCAUGAACAGGGCUCAUUAUAUGACUAUUUGAAUAGAAAUAUAGUGACAGUGGCUGGAAUGAUUAAGCUAGCACUUUCAAUAGCUAGUGGUCUGGCACACCUUCAUAUGGAGAUUGUUGGUACACAAGGUAAACCUGCUAUUGCUCAUCGAGAUAUAAAAUCAAAGAAUAUUUUAGUGAAAAAAUGUGAAACUUGUGCCAUAGCAGAUUUAGGAUUGGCUGUGAAACAUGAUUCUGUAUUGAACACUAUCGACAUACCUCAGAAUCCUAAAGUGGGAACCAAGAGGUAUAUGGCUCCAGAAAUGCUUGACGAUACAAUGAAUGUGAAUAUCUUUGAGUCCUUCAAACGAGCUGACAUCUAUUCUGUUGGUCUGGUUUACUGGGAAAUAGCCCGAAGAUGUACAGUUGGAGGAAUUGUCGAGGAGUACCAAUUGCCUUAUUAUGACAUGGUGCCUUCAGAUCCCUCCAUAGAAGAAAUGAGGAAGGUUGUUUGUGAACAGAAGUUCCGACCAAGUAUCCCAAACCAGUGGCAAAGCUGUGAAGCACUCCGAGUUAUGGGGAGAAUAAUGCGUGAGUGUUGGUAUGCCAAUGGUGCAGCCCGCUUAACUGCCCUUCGUAUUAAGAAGACUAUUUCUCAACUUUGUGUCAAAGAAGACUGCAAAGCCUAAUGAUGAUAAUUGUGUUGAAAACAAAUCUCUCACAGUUUUCGUUUCCAUUUUCCCUCUUUAUGUGAAUGCUUUUUGCUUUUUGUUGUUGUUGUUUUGGUUCUACCUCAAAGAUAAUGCAGUACAGUGCUUAAGUGUCCGUAAGACAGCAUGAAAAGAUAACUCUAAAGUUAAGUAUGGGUAUGGGCAGGAGUUGACUUCAAAUCCAACCUCCAUGUUAAGUUUAAUUUUAUUUUGGAAGCAACACAUCAACUCAUCCUUUUAUUUAAUGAGAAAGAUAUUACAAAAGUUUAAGAUAAGCUAUAUAAAAAUAAUAAUGUCAUUAUGGUUUUAUUUUGCUUGAACCAAGAGCAUAUGAAUGAAUAGAAAAAAAUGUAAAAAUACAUCUUUUUCUCAGAUCUAAACACGGUCAUUAAAAUAUGAAUCAGGGUAUGUUAUAUCUAAACAGAAAUUUAGAUCAUACAAACUAUGGUUUUCCUUUUUUAAAUUAGCAGGACCUUUUAAGAAUAAAAAUUGCUCUAAAAUUUAAAAUAUAAAACAUGUAAAAGUGGAGCUGCUUGGUGGAAGACAUAAGAGAGGUCAGAGUCCCACUUGUUUGGUCUCCCCUUCUACUGUUCCACUACUACAGCUGUCCCUGGAGAAAAUAGCUCGAACCACUAAACUUGUUACAUAUCAUUUACAAAAGAGAACUUGAUAUCUUGAGAUACUGAGAAAUGACUCAAAGUCACACAGCUAAUGGCAGAACUGAUACUAGGUAUAAAUCUUGUGAUAAUCAACACUGUAGAGUAGUUGGCUUCCUACUUUCCCUUGAAUUCUCAUAGUACCUUUCUCCCUAUGCAAAAGCAUCAUGCAUUACAUUUGUUGUUUGGUAUGCAGAAGAUAUAUUGAGUUAUUUUACAGAAUCAUAAUCGACCUGCAUGAAAUCUCAGAACCACAUCUAUUGACAUUUUCCUCAUAUAAAUUAUAGUUACCCUGUUUGUUAAUAGUAUGAAUGUUUUCUGAACACUUUCAAAGAUCAAUCAGACUGAAAUAUCUAUUGUCUGAAGAUGUCUUUAAGAUACAAUUCAGAGGUCCCUAUUCCUUUUGUACAUACACAUUUAGAAAGAAAAGAACAGAAAAGGAAGAAGACGUGAGGAAAUACUUUAGAAAAAUUAAAACCCUUCAAUAAAGUAUAACAACCAUACCCCACAGAGGGUGUCAGCAAUAUUAAAUAGAUAGUUCUCUAUCCUCUCAUAAUGAGUGGGUAGGUGCAGAAGAAUGCUCAUGACAGUUUUGCCUUUAUUCUGAAUUCCAUGGAGACAAGGUGAUUAAUAUUUAAUGGGACAUUAGCUAUGUCCUUUAAAUCUAUAAUACUGCUUUGAUGAAGGAGAGGAGAUUUAACAUGGUGUCUUUUAUUCUAAAGCAUCUUUCCCUAGACUCUGUUCCUUAGAACAUUCUUCUGCUGAGAUGAUUCAAGACCAAAAGUGUUCUUCCACAGCUACCUAGAAAGUGAUACUGCUUAUUAGCAUAUAAUGUACUUUGAGAGAUGAAGUACAUGAUAACAG
Molecule: messenger RNA, 3157 nt
Organism: Carlito syrichta (Philippine tarsier)
Lineage: Eukaryota; Metazoa; Chordata; Mammalia; Primates; Tarsiidae
Gene: ACVR1C
Product: activin A receptor type 1C
Exons: 9
Coding region: 135-1616 (493 amino acids)
Biological process (GO): cellular response to growth factor stimulus; activin receptor signaling pathway; protein phosphorylation
Cellular component (GO): plasma membrane; activin receptor complex
Molecular function (GO): ATP binding; activin receptor activity, type I
Source: RefSeq, a predicted model, not a curated record